Messenger RNA from Leptonychotes weddellii (Weddell seal), 3976 nucleotides. The record is from RefSeq and is a predicted model, not a curated record. Lineage: Eukaryota; Metazoa; Chordata; Mammalia; Carnivora; Phocidae.
AUGAAAAUAAAUGAUCUUCCUUCUGCACCCCCUGCCUCAUCCUGAAGAAGGAAAUUCCCAGUUCCGUCUUCAGUCUCUUUGUGGCUGAUUUCCAUAAAACGUCCCAUCGCUGUGGAUUUCAGAAGCAGCUGGCUGACCACACUCCUUGAGUCCCCUGGGGCCGGCCCCUCCCUCCCUCCCUCCCGAGUCUGCCGGGGCGCUGUUUGUUUCCCCAUCAGCCCAUUGUGGCCAUCUCCGUGUAUCCUUGGUGACCUUGUGUGUGCUUCUGGCCCACACAUACCCCCCACACCUAAGAUACAACCAAGGGGACGUGAAGGCACAUGCCUGGAAGAGGCUGACCGGUCACGCAGAGCAAGGUGGUGGUUUGGACUGGGGCCUUGGAAUGCCUCACCAGCGUCCUUGCAGCCUGGCUGGAACCGUCCUGGACCCUGCAGCCUGGAGCCACAGGAGGCUGUCCCUGACAGGGCCCCACGGGGCCCUGAGGCUCUGCCCCCCUCCCUGCACGAGAGGCACCUUCUGCGCUUGUGCUCAGAGCACAUGUGAGCGUUUACUCCCCGUCUCAUGGGUCACAGCUCUUUUCGCAAGCACUGUUGUCCUGAGGAAGAGUGAUUUCCCUGCUGCUUUUCAGUUCUCCCCACCUGCUCGUGCUGGCUGGUGGAGUGGGAAAGGGAGGUGCUGUUCCCAUCAGAAGGGCCCCAAACAGUCCCUUCUGAUUUCUGUUCCGUUCAUGUGGCUGAUAGGGGGGGUCUGCCCCACUUGGGUCCAGUCCCUCACCGGUGUCUGUGGUCAGGAGGAGCGGGAGCCUGAGUCAGAGGCUAUAACCCGACCCCUGCAAGAUGCUGUAACUUAUUUAUGUCACUGUGACUGCUAGGAGGGAUUGCUUCUGCACCCUUUCUCAGUUUGGAAAAUGCAUUGUUUAAAAAAAAAAAAAAAUCUUUUCAGUGGCUUUUCUAAAAACAUGGGUUCGACUAGCUUUCUAAUCACUGCAACAAGAAUAAUAGCUUGCUACUCCAAUCAGUGGGAACUUGUACUGGACUCUUGUGAUCUUGAAUUAUUCUAACAGAUUAAAGUCAAAUUUUUCUUUUACCGUGCAAGUAGUACAAGUCAAACCUGUUAUGAAGUCAAAAGACAGAUUUUUUUAAUUGCUCUAUGUAAUUGGUGUUAUGUUUGAAAAGUUAAGUGCCGAUGCUUAUUUUAUUUAUUGGUGUUGAUGUAGUGGAUUUGACCUUUAUUUAGAUGGGGGCCUGGGAAGGUUUCCAUGGUCCCCUGGCCCCUCGCCUGGGUCGCAGCAGCCCCGUGCGCGGUCAUCGAGUCUCCGUACACGUGAGAGCGAUGCCUUGCCAGCGCACACCACCCUCGGGCUUGCCGGGUGCUGGCCUGUGUGUGGGGAGGGGGUGGUCGGCCGCCUGGUUCGUGGAGCCCCCAGCCGAUGUGAUCUCCCAGAAGCCAAUGAUGGAAACUGGCCGACAUUGAAACAAAAUUCCAACUCUUCAGUGAAGCCCACUGGUGUGGACUGGAAGGACUCAAGCAUGGAGGGUCCUCUCAAGCAGGGGACCGUCUCCAGCCAGCCAACGCCCUUGUCAACUUUAGGAGCCACGGAGAAGCUGGGCGUGGAGAUGGGUAAAGUGCCACCCCCCAUCCCUGGUGUCGGCAAGCAGCUGCCUCCGAGCUACGGCACGUACCCAAGUCCUGCACCCGUGGGCCCGGGCUCCACAAACUCCCUGGAGAGGAGGAAGGAAGGCAGCUUGCCCAGGCCGAGCGCCGGCCUGCCCAGUCGGCAGAAACCUACCCCACUGCCCCCCACGGCCAGCAGCCACCCGCCAGGUUCCUCACAGCAGAUUCAGCAGAGGAUUUCUGUGCCUCCAAGUCCCACGUACCCACCAGCAGGGCCCCCUGCAUUCCCAGCUGGAGAUAGCAAACCUGAACUCCCGCUGACUGUGGCCAUUAGGCCCUUUCUGGCUGAUAAAGGGUCGAGGCCACAGUCCCCCAGGAAAGGACCCCAGACAGUGAAUUCAAGUUCCAUAUACUCCAUGUACCUCCAGCAAGCCGCACCUCCUAAGAAUUACCAGCCAGCAGUGCACAGCACCUUAAAUAAGUCUGUUAAAGCAGUGUACGGCAAACCCGUGUUGCCCUCCGGCUCAACGUCCCCGUCGCCGCUGCCGUUUCUUCACGGGGCGCUGGCCCCAAGCACGUCGCAGCCCCAGCCACCUUCAGAAAGCACCGAGAAAGAGCCCGAGCAGGACAGCCCAGCCGCCCCCGGAGACGGCGGCACCAGCUCGGGCACCGUGGAGAGCCUGCCGCGGCCGCUCAGCCCCACCAAGCUCACACCCAUCGUGCACUCGCCGCUGCGCUACCAGAGUGACGCCGACCUAGAGGCCCUGCGCCGGAAGCUGGCCAACGCGCCGCGGCCCCUGAAGAAGCGCAGCUCCAUCACGGAGCCCGAGGGCCCCGGCGGGCCCAACAUCCAGAAGCUGCUGUACCAGCGCUUCAACACCCUGGCGGGGGGCAUGGAGGGCACCCCUUUCUACCAGCCCAGCCCUUCACAGGACUUCAUGGGCACGCUGGCCGACGUGGACAAUGGAAACACCACCAACGGGAACCUGGGAGAGGCCAGCCCUGCCCGGCCCACAGCCCCGCUCCCCACUGAGCCUGCCCCGUCUUCGGACGCCAAUGACAACGAGCUCCCUUCCCCUGAACCGGAGGGCCUCAUCUGUCCCCAGAGCACCCACCCAACAGCUGAGCCUGCCGAGGAUGACAACAACAACGUGGCCACAGCCCCAUCCACAGAGCAGGUCCCCAGCCCUGGGGCCGAGGCCCCCUCACCAGGGGAAGACCAAGCCCCCCCAGCACUGCCCCCCGCUGUGCCCCCACCAGGAGCCUCUACGAGCAAACGGACCAACCUGAAGAAACCGAACUCAGAGCGGACGGGGCACGGGCUGAGAGUCCGGUUCAAUCCCCUGGCACUGCUCCUAGACGCUUCUCUGGAGGGAGAGUUCGACCUGGUGCAAAGGAUCAUCUAUGAGGUGGAAGACCCUAGCAAGCCCAACGACGAAGGGAUCACCCCCCUACACAACGCCGUCUGCGCCGGCCACCACCACAUCGUGAAGUUCCUGCUGGACUUCGGGGUCAAUGUGAACGCCGCCGACAGCGACGGCUGGACACCGCUGCACUGCGCCGCCUCUUGCAACAGCGUCCACCUCUGCAAACAGCUGGUGGAGAGCGGCGCCGCCAUUUUUGCCUCCACCAUCAGUGACAUUGAAACUGCGGCGGACAAGUGUGAGGAGAUGGAGGAAGGCUACAUCCAGUGCUCCCAAUUCCUGUACGGUACGUGGGCGCGCGGGCGGCCCGAGCCGCAGGUCCCUCCCCCGGGCACGGCGCGGAUGUGUGCGUGGGGCUGCCGGCGCAGGGAGAAGCCUGCUUCUGCUUGGGGAGCAGCGCCCCCAGCCCCGGUCUCAUCAGAAUGGAGGUCACGCUGUCCCUUACGCUCAUUCCUAAAAACAUGUUUGAAAAUCCGUGUUAUCAGAAAGAUUCUUGCCAAAUUUCUAAAAACAAACUUCUCUUUGUGUCAACGGGCCCCCUGGGUGGAGCAGCUGGGGGGCGUAGGGGGCUGGGCGGCAGCCGUCUGUCCAUUUCUGGGGCGCACCAGGGCUUGAAGCACAGCCGAGGGUGCUCCAGGGUGGGAGCCCCCCAUCCCCGUCCUGUGGUGACCAUCGAUGAGGAGUGCGCUGCUUGAGGAGUGAGGCUCGUUCUGGUUUAAUUAAGGCACUUGCAUGGGAUCAGACUUUGGGAGCUGGAACAGCACCUCUGCCCCAGGGGUUAAACAGCUGCGGGUCGUCUGCGCCACACCUAACUCUGCCCAGCCCUGCCCUUGACCCUGGGGAUGCCAUGACAAAUGGAAGUAGGCCCCAGGCUCCCCGAGGCCACAGUCACAGUGACAGCCAUGCCAGGAGGAGGGUGGCGGGAAGUAGCCAGGCCA